Molecule: messenger RNA, 2484 nt
Organism: Somion occarium
Lineage: Eukaryota; Fungi; Basidiomycota; Agaricomycetes; Polyporales; Cerrenaceae
Source: the annotation of a GenBank genome assembly
CACCCCCCCAACAUCCACAUCCAUAUGGAGGCAGUGAUCCGCUUAGGACAUUUCCAUGUGUCAGUGAGAAUGUCCAAAAACCUUACAAUAUUCUACGCUUGUCAAGAAAUUCCGCUGGGGACGUUGUGGUCUCUUGUCUACUUGGUGUAUUUGCGAUGUUUGUGAGCUUUUUCACUCAAACUUCUUGUCUCACGAAUCAUCAGCGCUUUGGAAUGAUGCAUCACCUCUGUGACGCUCCCCGGACUCUCCCGCCACCAGGAGCCAAGACGUAUCCUAGCCAAUUCCUUCUUCCAUUCCAUUCCAAUUCAAAUGCCACGAAGUCCUGAUGAAAUACUUAGCUCGGUCUGGUCAAAUCAUUCCAACAAUAGACCGGUUAUGGAUGGUUUCAAUUGGUUCGUUCUCUCACUUGAAGACCCUGCAUAUAGGCGCGCACAACAUUCUUCGAAGCCAUUCCAAGUGUGGCUGAAAGCCUGAAAGCCUGGAACGUGGAACACCGCUCAGUUAGGAUAAGUACGAUUUUAUUUGACUGUGAGGGUUGCAUACACGCAAAAAAGCUUUCGCCGAUUUCAUCCCGUCAUAACGGAUUGCAGCACCGUAUCGCCGAAGGAAAAUGUUACGCAUUUGAAGAUGGUGCCACGGCCCAGGAGGGAACGAGGUGUCACCGUGCUAUCGCCAAGGUGCCGCUCAACUGUCAUCAGCAGGCAUUGAAAAGAAAUAUAAGAUGGUCAUAUACCAACAUGCGUGAUAUCUCAAGUCACCCCCAGGUCACCCACCACCAUGCGCCCUUUUGUCGCUGUUCUGGCCCUCUUCCUGGCUGGUGCUCGUGCCGUAGCGCAUAAUGGCGCGCGGCAUCAAACUAGGUCCUUCAAUACGACUAGUACUUGCGAACAGAUCGCGAAGGCCGUUUCGUCUGCUUCGGAUGUUUGGUGGCCUCUGUCGUUUCACUAUGCCAAGGAUGUCUCGCAUUGGGCUUCUUCAAGUUCAGAUCUAGCUGCUUGCGCAGUGGAGCCGGGGUCAGCUCAGGACGUUGGUAUAAUCCUUCAAAUCCUUGGUGCUAACCAAACGCCGUUUGCCGUGAAAGGUGGCGGACAUGCCUCAAAUCCAGGUUUCUCGUCUACAUCGGGGGUACAGAUCGCCAUGUUCCGUUUCUCAGAGGUCAAUUAUGACGCUACGUCCCAGACAGUGGACGUCGGCGCAGGUCUCGUUUGGGACGAUGUGUACGCUACUCUUGAACCCCAGGGUGUCAAUGUUGUCGGAGGUCGCGUGACUGGCGUUGGUGUCGCUGGUUUCACGUUGGGUGGAGGAUAUUCGUGGUUGACGAACCAGCAUGGUUUGACUGUCGAUACCAUUGUCGCAUUUGAGCUGGUUUUACCGGAUGGUACCGUCACGGAAGUGACCCAGACAUCAAAUCCUGAUCUCUUCUUUGCGCUGAAGGGAGGCUACAACAACUUCGGCAUCGUCACCAAAUUCACGUUCAAGGCUUUCCCUCAGGGCCAAGUUUGGGGAGGCUUGAUCACGAUCACCGGCGAUCAUCUUGACAAAGUCAAUGCUGCUACUGUCAAGUUCGGUUCUGAAAUCAGCGAUCCAAAGGCCGCAAUUCUCCCGACGUACAAUUUUGUGCUUGGCGCUCCGGGAAUGUCUCUCAUUCUGUUCUAUGAUGGUCCUUCUCCACCCGCUGGGAUCUUCGACGACUUCUUGGCUAUCCCUCAUUUCACCAAAGAUAUCUCAACCCGCUCUUUUCUUUCGCUCGUUAAGACGGCCCCUGCAAAUAUCACUGCAGGCACUCGUGCAAUCUUCAACACUGUCCCUGUUCUCGACUAUACUCCACAGUUCUUAGAUGCCGUUGUCAACGAAACGAUCUUCUGGGGCACACGAUUGAGCCUUGCGUCUGCCACAUUCAUCUCCUUCGACGUCGAACCAUUCCUCCCCAGUCUCUUCAGCCACGCCGAAGAAUCAUCAGCGGCUUACCCUCCCACUCGCGCUCGCGCUCUCCUGCCAACAAACAUCUACUUCGCUUGGUUGCUUUCUGCCUCUGAUGACCUCAUGAUCGAAUCUGCACGAAAAAGUGCUCAACAACUGACCCAGGUUGCGCUUAGUGAGGGCCAAGAUAUCUCGGAUGCGCCGAUGUAUGGGAACUAUGCUAUUUAUGACACCCCCUUGGAAAGGAUCUUUGGCGACAAUUUGGAUAGGCUGAAGGCUAUCAAGGCGCAGUAUGAUCCUAAUAAUGUUAUGGGUCUUGCUGGAGGUUGGAAGCUUUGACUCGGAGACUCGGGACAAUGACUUCUACUUAAGUUGAACACUGGACCACGUUACUACAGGCUAUUAUUAUUUCUUGGUUACUUCCUUACACUCCUUAUAUAUCUUAAUGAUCUACCCGAGAAUUCAUUCUUUUUUCGAUCCACCUUCUCGCCACGACGCUACACUGUCUGUCAAAGUAGCAUACACGAGGACAAGAUGCACCAGGUCCGUAUGCUUAGGAGAUCU